AUGGGCCACCAGAUACACGUCCAGGACGACGGUAGCGUCUCUGGGAGGGUUAAAGAGCCGGCAUGUCGCGGCACCUGGAAAGUCGUCUGGACGUGCCUGGCCACGACGUUCCUCUGCGUAUGGACACUGCUCUGCCUCGCCACCCUGGUCUUCAUGGGGCUGCACCUCGCCGCUUGGGAUUUUGAGUUUCCGUCUCGGGCCGAGCAGAUCCUCUGGCGUGUCUCGAGCCUCGUCCUGUUUCUCGUUACCGCUGCCUUUUGGGUCGCCGAGACGGCCGCGUCGUGGGUGCGGCUUGGUCGGUGGCGCCGCCUGUAUCUUUUAAUGGUUAAUCCGGAGAAGCUGGCUAUACUUGAUUUGCAGAGUAGCAGAGAGGACGAGAAAGCCGCGCCCGCGCCGAGAAAGGCCAUUGAGCUGCCACUCGCAUGGGAAUUCUGGACAAUCGCACCUAUAGCAUUUUUAUAUGGGGUGGCCAGGUUGUAUCAAGUACUCGAGGGGUUUCUACAGUUGCGACAUGUGGAUGCAACCGUGUUUGUGCAUGUUCCUUGGUCAAUGUAUUUCCCACAUGUAUAA
Pyricularia oryzae 70-15 is the source of this 570-nucleotide messenger RNA. RefSeq lists its product as uncharacterized. Bases 1 to 570 code for a protein of 189 amino acids. The transcript has a single exon. NCBI's taxonomy places the organism in Eukaryota, Fungi, Ascomycota, Sordariomycetes, Magnaporthales, Pyriculariaceae. The record is from RefSeq and is a predicted model, not a curated record.